Chironomus riparius is the source of this 1149-nucleotide messenger RNA. The record is from the annotation of a GenBank genome assembly. Lineage: Eukaryota; Metazoa; Arthropoda; Insecta; Diptera; Chironomidae.
AAAAUUUCGUAUUUACCCCUCAAUUUUCUCUGUGUUUUUUUUUCUCAUCCUUUAUUUUUUGGUCAGUUCAAAUGAUUACCUCAGCAGUUAUUAUUAAGCCUUCGAAGAAGUGUGACGGUAAAAGAUUCGAUAUAAAUAAUAUAGAGCCAUCAAGCGAGAGUGAUGUCAAAAAAAGAAAAAGACUGCAUUCAAUUGAAUGCAAAUAAAACAGAAGAAAAUGAAAAAAUCCAUAAUCGAACUCAUCAUACGAGCUUCUUUGAAAAAUUGUAUGGAAAUUUAGAGAAAACUAGUGACCAAGAAAAAAAAAUAAGAUCCGAAAAUCUGUUACAACCAGUUAGUAGAAAUAAAAUAAUUCAUUCUCCUUCAGAAUCAAGUGGCAGCUCAUCUAGUGAUAUAAAUAUUGAAAGGGCUAACAUAAAAACAUCAAAUAAUCUUGUUUCAUCAACAAUUUUGCCAACACAUUUUACUGCUAUAAGAUUGCCAUUAUUUUCUACAGAUCCUCAUAGUCAUUUUGCGGCAUUUCUUGCGAGGCGUCGGAAAAAGGAAGGAAAGCAACGACGACAACGAACAACAUUUAGUAGCGAUCAAACAUUGAGAUUGGAAGUUGAAUUUAACAGAAAUGAAUAUAUAUCUCGUGGUAGACGAUUUGAAUUAGCUGAAAGCCUUAAGUUAUCUGAAACACAGAUAAAAAUAUGGUAUCAAAAUAGACGAGCAAAGGAAAAAAGGAUUGAAAAAGCUCAAAUAGACCAACAGUUUAGAAACUUGGCGGCAGCAUCAACUCUUAUUCCAUUUAACCUGACUUAUUCACAACCAUGUCCUGCUUUUAAUCAGCAAAUUCAAAAUCAAAGCAAUUACCACUUACUUCCAGAUUCUACAUUUUCACAAUUUCAAUCUUCAACAACUUAGUUAUUUUGCGUUCUAUAUUCUACAAAUAAGACAAUAAUUAAAACCAAGAAAAGAAAGUUAAAUUAUUUUUUGAGAAAAUAAAUUAUAAAGAUGAUUUUUCAUGAAAUAUCUAUUGUCCAUUCCCCUUCCUUACGACUCGUGUAUGUUUUCCCAACAAUACAAUAGCUCACAAAACCUUAAUAAUUGAAGGUAAAAUGCUAUAUUGAAAUGAAAACAAUAAAAAUAAUGCACGCAAUGAAGGGA